Molecule: messenger RNA, 384 nt
Organism: Rangifer tarandus platyrhynchus (Svalbard reindeer)
Lineage: Eukaryota; Metazoa; Chordata; Mammalia; Artiodactyla; Cervidae
Source: the annotation of a GenBank genome assembly
AUGUGGUGCAGCGGGAGCCCGGCUCGCGCCCGGAGCCCUGCCCGCGCGACUGAGCAUGCCCAGAGCUCCGGGCGCCUGCCCGCGCGCAGCCCGCGCGCCCACUCGGCGCUCUCGGGUUUGCAGGCGGCCCAGGCGGGAGUUGUAGUGGACCGUCGCGCGAAGACCGUCGCACGAAGUCGGGGUGAAGGCGGCGGCCGAGGAAGCGGGGAGCUCGAGAGGUGUGCGCUGGUGGCUGGCUGGGUGGGCGAACCUCGGCCAAAAGGCAAGGGACCUCAUUUGGGCGAGUCACUUGAGCUUAUGUAUAAAGUGGCUGCUCUGAAGCUGAAAUGUGAUAGCAUGUACAAAAGGAUCUUAGCAUUGUACCUGGCACCAAGAAAUAAUUAA